AUGGAAGGAAGAAAAAGUGUCGCAAACAAUUCGUCGACUACCUCUGCAGUUAAAGUUCCUUCAACUUAUGUCUCACCAUUCUCAAAACCCUUACGACCUCCUAUAAUACCAAAGCAACUUCCUCAUACAAUUCAAGACAAAUUGUCCAACAAUUUGAGUUCUUCUUCUUCUCAAAACACAACAGAAACAUCUGAAACAGUUGUCCAAAUAGCACCAGAACAAGUUUCACAUAGUUCUACAAUUCAAGACAAAUUGUCCAACAAUUUGAGUUCUUCUUCUUCUCAAAACACAACAGAAACAUCUGAAACAGUUGUCCAAAUAGCACCAGAACAAGUUUCACAUAGUUCUACAAUUCAAGACAAAUUGUCCAACAAUUUGAGUUCUUCUUCUUCUCAAAACACAACAGAAACAUCUGAAACAGAUUUACAACCAAUAGAACAAGAUAUAGUCUCUCAAACUACAAGUAUGUUAACAAGAGCACAAUUUCAAGAUUUAAUUUCUCUUGAACAAUAUUCGAGUAACGAAAUACAAAGCGACGACUGUAACCUCUCGCUACCCGAAUCCAUUCAAAGAAAAUACGCCAUGAAAAGACUGAAAUUGUUGUAUAAACUUCUUAACAAUUGGGGGUCGAAAACAACUCAGAUUAUAGUGAAAUGUUUAACAAAGUCAUAG
Molecule: messenger RNA, 672 nt
Organism: Trichomonas vaginalis G3
Lineage: Eukaryota; Parabasalia; Trichomonadida; Trichomonadidae
Product: attachment subunit-related family
Exons: 1
Coding region: 1-672 (223 amino acids)
Source: RefSeq, a predicted model, not a curated record